AUGGGUUUCUUACGACGUGGAAACAAAAAGAAGGAAGAGAUAUCGGCAUCUACAACAAUGAUGAUGACAUCCUCGUUUAGCAGCCCUGAACCCCUUCAUCUUAAGCUCAACAACAGCAACGGCGACGCUGACGAUGAUCAUGAUUAUUAUGGCUACAACAAACGAUCACCGAUCGCUAACAUGUUUUUGAGGAGCGAUCACCGAGAAACACCCUCUACGAAAUCUCCAACCAGUUUAACUGAUGAUAUUUAUCUGGAGAUGGGUUCUUCUUCUGCUAGAAAUGAUGGGUAUCAGCUAUCAUCAAUGCCAGUGACGCCAGCAGACGCAACCACGGAUAUAUUCUUGCCGGAUUCUACCGAUGCUGAUAACAACUGUACGACUGUUGCUGAAUGUAAAAAGAAAGGAAGAAGUUCAGUAACCUCUGUCGCCACCGUGGCUACCGCUUACCCCACACCAACAACAACAACGACAAGGGUCGAUGCCGCUGUCCUCAAUCGUAAUCCCUCUGUCAUUUCUACUCCCAACCAAGAAGAAACGUCUGCGUCAUUACCACCGACAUUAGCAGUAGACGCAAAUAGCGCCAAACGAUCACUUUUCAAAAGGAAAACGGUGUCUAUUCUCGAUUCAGAUAUUUCAGACUCUGAUGACACUGCCUCAUCAUCGUCGGCAGUGAUGUUUUCUGAGAGUGAGAGCUCGGAAGGUAUUAAGCAUCAGCAACGAGAAAAAUUGUUUGGGAAAAUGACCACUGCAGACCCAGGUGGCACCUCUACUACUGGAGGUGGACUUCCUCCAUCUCAGGCAACACAGAUGGCGAGGAUGAAGGAAAGACACCGUCAAGAAUGUCGCACGUCAUGGCAAUCCAUUGAUAAGCAGCAGCAGCUAUAUUUGCAACGAGUGACACCCUCAGUUCCAAUAAUGUACACCAUUAAUACUUGCAGUGGGGUGUCGCCUAAUAACAAAUUGUCAGCAUCCGAGUCAUUUAUGUCUUUUGGGUCGUCUUCGCAAUACUCGUACGGUGCAACAGCAGUAGAAGCAAAACAGAAGCAACAUCUUCAUCAACAGCAAACAAUAUAUCGUCCUCGAUUAGCACAGCCACUGUCUAUGCCGUACGCUCUUGACCUAGUAUCUCGAGGCAUAGUAGAGCCAGUGUCGCCUUGGAGUCCUACGACAUCAGAGGCACUAUCAAAGCAUAGCCGUCUUCCGAGAUCAAACCGGUCAACACGAACAUCGUCGAUGUCACCGUGCGGCAGCUGCCAGCAGCAGCAGAGGAAAAUACCAUCAAAAACAGCAUCGAUACAAACUGCAGCGCCAAUGUCCGCUAUCCCAGCUUCUUCUAAUGAUCAAGGACUGAUGUAUCAACAGCAGCAACAGCAAUCGCCAAUUAUACCUCCUGUUCAUAUGAUGCCGUUGACACCACCUCCAGAUGCUGGCGAUUCUCCCGUCUCUCCAAAAGCAACAAAGGCAAAUCAUGCGCUGACGGGGGAGAAUCAUGAACUGAACAUGAAAAGGCUGUCAUGCAAAGCAGUUUCGGAGCUCGAGCGCAUGCAUGAAGACCGAUCUCGGUAUUCGCUUCCCGAUCUUUCCGAGUUAGCGUCCGGUGUUUCUUCUUCUUCCCGGAACAAGCAUCAACAACAUCACCCUCGUCUGUCCAAGCAGGUAUCGCGCUCAUUGACGGACCUGAAAGGUGCGAGCGAAAGUAGCACCAGCUACCUACAGCCACAAGACCGACUCGUAGUCAUUGAUAAGGAUGCCAAGAAAUCAUCUUCUCUUUGCUCACCACCAGCAGCAGCAGCAGCCACAGCAGCUAAUAACGAGCCAGAAAAAUUUGGAUAUCGACAACUUCUACCUUUGGGUGACACCAUGCCGACUAUCUUGGUUGCCAAAGGAUCUCCCGAUCAAUAUUAUUCAUUACUUCCUCAAGGCCAGCACUCUUCUGCUUUUAACCAUUAUAUCAACCAGCAAACAACGAUGCACCAUUGUUGUCAGCAGCACAACCAUCACCCUUCAUGCCUUAGGGCAGCACAUCAACAACUACACAGCUGCGCUAUACAGCUAACCUCUUGCUGCCAUCAGCAGAAACAUCAACAGCAGCAACAAUCGGAUGCCCAAAUUUGCUCCCAUCAUCAUCAUCAUCACAUUCCACACCAUCAUUGUCACAAUCGUCUUUCUUCUGAUGACGCCUAUAAAUCAACUUUGUCAGGUUGCACAAAGCAUCAAACCCAGGACACAAAGAAAAGCAGCAGCAGCAGCAGGGCUGCUCGCAUCAACAUAGCCACACUCACCAUGAUCACCAUCACCGCCGCCACCACCACCAUCGCCACCACAGUAAUUAUGGAUGCACUGAGUCGUCGUCAUUUUCUAUUGCAAGUCAAUUUAAAUCUUGUACCCCACCAUCAUUAUAAUAGCAUUGCCUUAUCAUAUUCAUCAUCAGGCUUGCGUGCAAAGAUGUACAAACUUUCAACCUAA
This is a messenger RNA of Zychaea mexicana, 2466 nucleotides long. RefSeq lists its product as uncharacterized. The record is from RefSeq and is a predicted model, not a curated record. Bases 1 to 2466 code for a protein of 821 amino acids. Lineage: Eukaryota; Fungi; Mucoromycota; Mucoromycetes; Mucorales; Lichtheimiaceae. The transcript is spliced from 4 exons.